Vicia villosa (hairy vetch) is the source of this 539-nucleotide messenger RNA. RefSeq lists its product as uncharacterized. The record is from RefSeq and is a predicted model, not a curated record. The transcript has a single exon. Bases 135 to 335 code for a protein of 66 amino acids. Lineage: Eukaryota; Viridiplantae; Streptophyta; Magnoliopsida; Fabales; Fabaceae.
AGCGUCAAAAACGUUUUCAAUCCGUAACCUUUCUUUCUCCUCCGCAUUAUUAAAACCCUUUCAUUCUCUUUUAAAUUCACCUUUUCCUUCACCAUUUUUUCAUUCUUCAGAUCCCAAAUUCUCAUUCAUCAGAGAUGUGUUGCGGAGGUAGAGUCUGCAUGCUAUGCACGUGCUUGAUCAUGAUUGUGCUCGUCAUCGGCUUUCUCUUCGGAUUCGGUGUUUUCAAGCAUGGAUUUCAUAAAAUCAAAGAUACUGUUAGUUACUGCGACUCUUGCGGCGGCGUUGGCGGUGGAGGACGGCCAUUCUUAGGUUAUGCGCCGCCGCCAUUUUACUAGUUCAGUAUUGUUCUCUUAUUAUUCUCUUGUUUCCGUUUUUUUCUAGGUAAUUUUUUUAUUUUUAUUUUAUUUUAUAUUAGGAUUGCUAUUUGUAAUUAUCCGUUUAUUUGGAUUCGUGUUGAUUUUUUUAUUUAAUAAAGUAUCUUUUGUUCUAGUUAUUAAUCACUGUUUUAAAAUGCAUAAUCUUAUUCUCAUUCUAAUUCA